AGCAAGGCCCGUAUGCGGAGAUGUGCUAGCUGGCUGCAACGGGCAACUAGAAUGAAUAGCCCCGCACUAGUGUGGGCCGAGGCACAUAACAUCGAACGACUACGGACGAACGUACACCGACUGUCAGCUUGCAUUUGCUGAUACUUCAACUUGACUCUCUUACUUGUACUGUGUUUCUCCAUUAAAACCACCAUCUUUAAUACAUUAUUUGGAAAUCGAAUCCUCGUCGUGUGAGCGCAGCAGCAAAAGGCAACCGAUUCAACAAAGCAUUGUAGAUUCCAGUCCUCAUCAUGGCGGACUUCGAAACAUCAAUUCAGCAGGCCGUUGACGCCCAAGAGAUACCAGGCUGCGUUCUCCUUGCCACCAAUCGCGAUGGCUCGUUCAAAUACACCAAGACCUUCGGUCACACCUCCAUGAAGUCCGAGAAUGCUAAACCCCUCCAGACCAAUACGGUCAUGUGGGUAGCAUCCUGCACCAAACUCAUGACAUCGAUCUGCGCACUACAGCUCGUCGAGCGUGGUAAACUAACACUCGACGACCCGGUGUACACUCAUGUUCCCGAACUGAAAGACUUCAAGAUCCUCCAAACUUUCGACAACGAAGGCAAGCCUUUUGAAGUGCGGCACACCAAGCCCAUCACGUUGCGCACACUCUUGACUCACACAAGCGGUCUGACUUACGAUGGCAUGCACCCGAAACUGCUUGCAUGGCUGGCGUACCAUGGACGGGAACCCAGUGUAGGCGCAAAGCUGCUUCAGCGCUUCGAUGCACCGCUCACUUUCGAGCCAGGAGAGAGCUGGAUGUACGGCUCGGGAGUCGACUACGCCGGUCUGCUAAUCGAGCGCGUGAGCGGCCUGACACUCGAGGAGUACAUGCGCCAAAACCUCUGGGAGCCGCUCGGUAUCAAGGAUAUGACGUUUCAGCUCAGGUCACGGCCGGACAUGAAGAAGCGGAUGGCGGACAUGAGUGUGCGAGAUGAAGAGUCGGGGAAGGUUAGGUACACCGGGGCUAGGAUGACAUACCAGGAUGCGGAUGGUGAGGAAGUCCAGGAUUGUAUGGGUGGACAGGGUGUCUUCACGAGUGCGGAAGAAUACAUCAAGGUGCUGCAUGCUUUGUUGACGACGGAUGAGGAUGAGAAGCUACUGAAGAAGGAGACAUUGGAGGAGUUUUUCACGCCACAGUUGGGCGAGGGGGCUUCUGCGGCGAUUAAUGCAGUUCUGCAGGACGAUAUGGUCAACAAUGCGAUGGGCGGAACCCUGAAAGACUCGAAGAGAGACUGGGGUCUCGGAGGCCUCCUACUCACGGAGGAUCAGCCAGAUGGCAAAGCGGCCGGCACGAUGAUCUGGGGCGGUUUGCCAAACCUGAUCUGGUGGGUUGACCGCAGGACCGGACUGUGUGGCUUGUACGCAGGGCAGGUGAUACCCACUGGCGACGCGAAGUGCGCAGCUUUGGACCGCAGCUUUGAAGCGGGUAUGUACGAGAAGUACGAACAGAGUGGGCUUGUAAAUCCUCGCUUCUAGUAGCAUGACGUCUGUUGAUCAUAGCCAAAGCGUAAGUAAU
Molecule: messenger RNA, 1560 nt
Organism: Macroventuria anomochaeta
Lineage: Eukaryota; Fungi; Ascomycota; Dothideomycetes; Pleosporales; Didymellaceae
Product: beta-lactamase/transpeptidase-like protein
Exons: 4
Coding region: 291-1520 (409 amino acids)
Source: RefSeq, a predicted model, not a curated record